This is a messenger RNA of Hemisphaericaspora subhashii, 2073 nucleotides long. It is a transcript of the gene GZF3, whose product is annotated as Gzf3p. The transcript has a single exon. Gene Ontology annotation, molecular function: RNA polymerase II cis-regulatory region sequence-specific DNA binding; zinc ion binding; DNA-binding transcription factor activity, RNA polymerase II-specific. The record is from RefSeq and is a predicted model, not a curated record. Gene Ontology annotation, biological process: positive regulation of transcription by RNA polymerase II; negative regulation of transcription by RNA polymerase II. Lineage: Eukaryota; Fungi; Ascomycota; Pichiomycetes; Serinales; Debaryomycetaceae. The coding region runs from base 1 to 2073 and encodes 690 amino acids.
AUGUCAUUAGGUGAAAUACUGCAACGUCUUCCUCCUCCUGUACAAUCACAAGGUGUUUCAACUGUUCCAACUUCACUUCCACCAAUAAAAACAGAAAGUACCAUUUCAUCAACAACUGUAUCACCACCUCCUUUAACAAAAGCAAAUGUUGGUUUAAUUGGUAAAUUUACUGAAUAUCAACUUAAUCAAUUACCUCCACAACAAUUACCAACUCCACCUUCAAAACCACCACAAUUAAAGAGUCCAAAUCCAAUUACUCCAGCUACAGUUCCAACAACUCCAGCAGCAACAAAUGUCACCAAUAAUAACAACUCAAGUCAUGGAGGACAACCAAAUGCAAAGAGUACUACUCAUGUAAAUAAUGGUACAACAACUACCAAAACAAACAUAUCGAGUCCAAUUUGUCGUAAUUGUAAGACUCAAACUACUCCAUUAUGGAGAAGAGAUGAAACUGGCCAAGUGUUGUGUAAUGCUUGUGGAUUAUUCUUGAAAUUACAUGGACGUCCAAGACCAAUUAGUUUGAAAACUGAUACUAUAAAAUCAAGAAAUAGAGUGAAACAACUGAAUGGUGCUACCAAUAAAGCAUCAAGUCCAAAUACUCCAGAAUUGAAGGGGAAAGAUAAAGGAAGAAAAUCUCCAAAACCAAAGAAGAAUAAGAAUAAUAAUAAUAAUGCCAAUUCUGGAAAUUCUGAUGGAACUGGUUCUAAUUUAACUCCAUUAUUACCUGCUACAGGAAGUAAUUCAAAUGUUUCUAGUCCAGCAACUUUUAAGAAUAAUAAUAGUUUCCAUCAAGGUAUAAAUACAUUCCAUCAUCAUCAUCACCAUCAUCAUUUACCUAAUCAUUUAUCUCAUUUACAAUCAGCUGCCGCUACUGGACAUCAAGUUCCAUUACAUUAUCCAUCUUCAACCCCAACCCAAUUUGCCCCUGGUUUGAAAAGAAUCACAUCUCCAUUAUUAUUAUCUAAUUCAAUGUCAAGUACAAGAAUUGAAAGUGAUACAAAAUUGACUCCUAUUCAAGUUGCUGCUGCUGGUGCUUUGGAAAAUAUGUCACAUGAAUUAGGUCCAAAUGCAACAUUUAAACCUUCAAAAGGAAAAGGUGCUCGAGUUAUGGAAGUUUCAUUAAUGAAUCAAGAUAGAAAUAGAGAUCAUUUCUCAAGUAGUAGUAGUGGGAUGUCAAGUGCGGGAUCUUCGAUAUUUUCAAGUGCUUUGAAUACUACUGCUCCUCCAAAAUUACCUGCUUUGGGACAUUCAAAUAUUUCUUCUCCUUCUUUUGGUGCACAUACUUCAAGAUCAUCUACUCCUACAUUACCUCCACUACAUAAAGUUGGUGGUGGUGAUGGAUUGCCUCCUAUAAAUAGUUUUGCCAAUUAUGGAAGUGGCCAACAAAAUCAACAACAACAACAAUCACAACAACAACAACAACAGUCACAACAAGGAUCCCAACGCCCAGACCAACCUAACCAAUCUAACGGAUAUCAACAAUCAAACCGAGAUAACAACAACAAUGAUAAUAAUAAUAAUAAUAAUCAUAAUGGCGCUCAUGAAGUCACAUUAUUAAAAACCAGAAUCUCAGAAUUAGAACUCGUGAAUGAUUUAUAUCGUACCAGAAUAAUGGAACUUGAAGCCAUGGAACAAGCAGCAAGAUUAAGAGAAAAUUCAAUGAAGAAAAGAUUGGAUGAAAUAUUAGCCCUUACCCAACAACACCAACAACAACAACAACAGGCACAAGCGCAACAGCAAACACAAACUCGUGCACAUAGUAGUGAAAAGGCGGUCUCUACUUCUCAUCAUUCCACACCCGCUGCUGCUGCUGCAGUUGUUGCGCCUGUUUUGCCACAUCAUACUGAACUUCCUUCAUUGAGUAAAUAUUCUUUAAAUUCUAGUGUGAGUCCAAUUACGACUUCGAAUUUGACUCCACCGACAGUUUUACCCUCGAUUGGAAAUCUAACUGAACAGACUGGUAACAUUGUGUUGCCAUCGAUGAAGAGAGAGAAUGAUGAUAGUGAAUUGGGUGGUGGUGAUGGAAAUGGAGGUGGUGGUAAUGGUGAAUUUAAGAAGAUGAGAUUGGGUUAG